This is a messenger RNA of Cladophialophora immunda, 933 nucleotides long. RefSeq lists its product as uncharacterized. The coding region runs from base 1 to 933 and encodes 310 amino acids. The record is from RefSeq and is a predicted model, not a curated record. Lineage: Eukaryota; Fungi; Ascomycota; Eurotiomycetes; Chaetothyriales; Herpotrichiellaceae. The transcript is spliced from 2 exons. Gene Ontology annotation, molecular function: alkaline phosphatase activity; phosphoglycolate phosphatase activity.
AUGACGGUACCCAAAUAUUUGACACAGAACAGAGGUGCUAUCAGUGCAUUCAUAGACAAAUACGACGUCUUCCUCUGUGACUGCGACGGUGUUCUCUGGUCCGGUGAUUAUGUUUUUCCCGGCACGGUCCAUACACUGGAACUACUCCGGAAACAGAAUAAACAGGUCUUGUUCGUGACCAACAACUCGACCAAAUCCCGACAAGAAUACAAGAGGAAGCUGGAACAAAUCGGUUUGCCGACGAGUAUAGAGGAGAUCUUUGGAUCGUCCUACUCUGCAAGCGUAUUUAUUGCGAGAAUACUACCCCAGUCAUACCCCGAGCUGAAGAAGAGGAACAAAGUCUUCGUGAUAGGAGAGGCUGGAAUCGAGACAGAGCUAGACGCCGAAGCCAUACCAUAUCUUGGAGGUACCGAUUCCACUUACAGACGAGAAAUGACGCCCGAAGACUACCAGUUACUCGCCGCAGGUGAUCCUUCGGUACUGGACCCGUAUGUUGGAGCGGUGCUCGUGGGCUUGGAUUUCCAUUUUAAUCACCUUAAGGUAUGCUAUGCGUACCAUUAUAUUAGACGCGGAGCUCUCUUCCUGGCAACGAACCUGGAUUCGACUAUCCCGUCUGCUGGUGGCCUUUUCCCUGGAGCAGGAUCCGUUGUUGCGCCACUGGUUAAGAUGCUCGGCGGUCAAGAGCCCCUAGUAUUUGGAAAACCGAACCAGGCAAUGAUGGAUGCGAUUCAAGAAAAGGUCAAGUUUGACCCGAGGAAAGCUUGUAUGGUAGGCGACCAAACAAGUACUGACAUCAGGUUUGGGAUAGAAGGUAAACUCGGAGGAACUUUGGGAGUGCUGACGGGUGUGGCAACUAAGCACGAUUUUUUUGAUGAUGAAUUUCGACCGCAUUACUAUAUUGAUAAAUUGGGGGAUCUUUUGGAAGGAGCAUAG